Talpa occidentalis (Iberian mole) is the source of this 1044-nucleotide messenger RNA. RefSeq names its product beta-1,3-galactosyltransferase 6 (gene B3GALT6). Bases 45 to 1037 code for a protein of 330 amino acids. The transcript has a single exon. Gene Ontology annotation, molecular function: UDP-galactosyltransferase activity. Gene Ontology annotation, biological process: glycosaminoglycan biosynthetic process. NCBI's taxonomy places the organism in Eukaryota, Metazoa, Chordata, Mammalia, Eulipotyphla, Talpidae. Gene Ontology annotation, cellular component: membrane. The record is from RefSeq and is a predicted model, not a curated record.
CCGCCCCGGGCGGAAGCGCGCGGCCAGUGACGGCGCCGGGCGCCAUGAAGCUGCCGCUGCGGCGCGCGUGGCGGCGCCGGGCGGCGCUGGGCCUGGGCGCGCUGGCGCUGCUGGGCGGCGCGGCGCUGCUCCUGCUGGCGCGCUGCGCGCCCGCGGGCCCCGCGCCCGCCGGGCCGCCGGCCCCCGGCCCCCGCGCCCGCGCCCGCGCGCGCCGCCGCUUCCUGGCCGUGCUGGUGGCCAGCGCGCCCCGGGCGGCCGAGCGGCGCGCCGCGGUCCGCAGCACGUGGCUGGCGGCCGGGGCCGCGGGCGGCGACGUGUGGGCGCGCUUCGCCGUGGGCACCGGCGGGCUGGGCGCCGAGGAGCGGCGCGCGCUGGAGCGCGAGCAGGCGCGGCACGGCGACCUGCUGCUGCUGCCCGCGCUGCGCGACGCCUACGAGAACCUGGCGGCCAAGGUGCUGGCCAUGCUGGCCUGGCUGGACGAGCACGUGGCCUUCGAGUUCGUGCUCAAGGCGGACGACGACUCCUUCGCGCGGCUGGACGCGCUGCUGGCCGAGCUGCGCGCCCGCGACCCCGCGCGCCGCCGCCGCCUGUACUGGGGCUUCUUCUCGGGCCGCGGCCGCGUCAAGCCCGGGGGCCGCUGGCGCGAGGCCGCCUGGCAGCUGUGCGACUACUACCUGCCCUACGCGCUGGGCGGCGGCUACGUGCUCUCGGCCGACCUGGUGCGCUACCUGCGCCUCAGCCGCGAGUUCCUGCGCGCCUGGCACAGCGAGGACGUGUCGCUGGGCGCCUGGCUGGCGCCGGUGGACGUGCGGCGCGAGCACGACCCGCGCUUCGACACCGAGUACCGCUCCCGCGGCUGCAGCAACCAGUACCUGGUGACGCACAAGCAGAGCCCGCAGGACAUGCUGGAGAAGCAGCGCUCGCUGGCGCGCGACGGCCGCCUGUGCCGGCGGGAGGUGCAGCUGCGCCUCUCCUACGUCUACGACUGGUCGGCGCCGCCCUCGCAGUGCUGCCAGCGCAAGGCGGGCAUCCCCUGAGCGCCGC